AUGCCUUCAUAUCUGAAGCUAUGCUUUGCCUAUUGUGCAAUAUUUCCAAAAGGUCACGAGAUACUUAAAGAUGAUCUUAUUCACCAUUGGGUUUCUCUUGGUUUCUCUACUCGGGAGCUUGGCGAGAGAUACAUUAGUCAGCUUUUGGGCCUUUCUUUUCUUGACCAUUUCAAGUCAUCAACGACUUUUGAGCUAUAUGAUGAAGAUGUUAUAUUGUUGACCAUGCAUGACCUGGUGCAUGAUUUAGCAAGAUCUGUCAUGGAGGAUGAAAUUAUUUUUGUUGGCAAUAUCAAUAAUGCUGAAGGAAGCCGCUACCACUAUGCAUUGCUAGAUGAUUGUAGCAAGCCAUUGGGAUCAGACUUAUCCAAGAUAAGAGCGUUGCGUUUUAUGGAUUGUGACAAAUAUGAACUUCAUGAUGCUGCAUUUUCAUCUGCCAAGUCUUUGCGUGUCUUGGACUUAAGUGAGUGCACCAUAUAUACGUUGGCAGAUUGUAUUGGUGAACUGAAGCAAUUGAGAUAUCUUAAUGCUUCAAGAGUCCAAGAUGCAAAGAUUCCGGACAGUAUCACCAAGCUCUCAAAAUUGAUUUAUCUGAAUCUUCAUGGAUCUCCUACAAUCUUAGCAUUAUCAGAGUCAAUUGGAGAAAUUGAGAGUCUAAUGUAUCUUGAUUUGUCAAGUUGUUCGGGAAUUACAAAACUGCCAGAAUCAUUCAGGAGGCUACAAAAAUUGGCGCAUUUGGACUUAUCAAAUUGCUCAUCUGUGGAAGGAAUAUCAGUGUUCUUGGAGAGUCUCACAGAGCUAGAGUAUUUGAACUUAUCAUACUGCCCAAAUAUCAGAGAUAUACCAGAAGUUCUGGGCAGCCUAUCCAAACUGCAGUAUUUAAACUUAUCAAACAGCUCAUAUCUUCAAUGUGGUAAAGAAGCAGAAUUUUUGGGUGCCCUCACAAAACUCGAGUAUUUGAACUUAUCUUCAAGGGAAUGUGGACUCAAAAAGCUCCCUGAAUCUUUGGGCGGAUUCAGUCAACUCAAGUACUUAAACUUAUCAGGUUGGCGAGAUAUGAAAAAAUUGCCAAGAUUAUUUGGGAGUCUGAAGAAUCUGCGCCAUCUUGACUUAUCACGUUGUUAUAUGGUUGAUGGUGUACAUGAAGCUUUGGUUGGUCUUACCAGUCUGCAAUAUUUGAAUUUAAAAGAAACACACGUCAGUUCCCUGCCAGAUGAUCUGACCAAGCUCCGGUAUUUAAAUCUAUCUAGAUUAAGAAACAUACCAGUAGAUUCCUCGGAUGAACCGAACAAAUAUGCAUUCAAUUUCAACCCUCUCUCUGCAGAAACCUGGGACAUUCUCAUCAACCAUAUAUGCGGAAUUAAUCUUUCAGAGCUAGAGCAUUUGGACUUGUCUGGAAAUUAUAACAUUGAAAGAAUACCUGAAAGUAUAUGUACAGUUGGUAGCUUGAAGUUUCUUUAUUUAGAGAAUUGUUACAAUCUUGCUGAAAUACCUCAACUCGGUAGCAGUGCAAUAUCGUUACCACACUUUGUGGUGCGUGCUGGUAAUGAUGGAUCUAGCAGCAAUCUUGUCCUGCUAAAGUCCAUAGAUCCUUCUGAGCUGGAGAUAACUAAACUCGAAAAUGUGAAGUCCGCACGAGAGGCACAUAGUAUAAAAUUAAUGGAAAAGCAAAGCAUUCGGAAGUUGAAACUGGAGUGGACUCAAGGUGUUGACAGAUUUGUGGAUGACAAACUGUUGCUGGAAAAACUAGUGCCUCCAAGCACGCUGAGUAGAUUGGAGAUAAGUGGUUAUAACAGUGUCUGCUUUCCAGGCUGGGUAGUGGGCCAACUACCAAACCUGGACUCACUGGUUCUCAGAGAUAUGGCAAAUCUGGAAGAGUGGGACACUUCAUACUCCACCGGUGAGGAGAACGUGUUAAAAGUAGUAGGAAUAAAUGGUUGCCCAAUGCUAAGGAUGAAAGGGCCUCUGCCUAAAUCUGAACAGUGGGAGAUAAUAUGCAGUGAUAAUGUGUUAUCAUCAUGGGAUGAGUGCAUUGUGUCACACACCAGUGCUUCCUCCUCUUCUCCAGUAACUACUAUGUUGUCAGUUAGAGACUGCAAGGGGCCUCUGCAUGAGUGGAGGUUGCUUCGACACUUCCCCGGACUCCCUUCUUUGUCUAUUGCCAAUUGUGGCGAUCUAACCGGCUCACCAGAUAUCAUCCAACUACUAUCCUCCUUGGAGGAACUAUGGCUACAAGACGAAGACAUGGAAGAACUGCCAAUAUGGUUGGGCGAGCUCCCAUCCCUAAAGAAACUGAUUAUAAUGGGUAGCCAUGGUGUAAAGGAGUUGAAUGAGAACAUGAGGCAACUCACAAAGCUUGAAUCACUAACACUGAGCGGCUGCAGAAGCAUAUCUGCACUGCCACAUUGGAUAGGCGAAUUAACCUCUCUCAAGGAACUUUUCAUAGAAGACAAUUAUGGCUUGAUGUUUUUGCCCGCAAGCAUACAACAGCUCACCAGCCUCCAGCGAAUAGGAUUGGGUUGGCGCUAUGCAUUAGAGCACGUGGUUGCUGAACCAGAGGAGGGAAAGAUGAAGCUCACUCACAACCAAGAAAGGGAAUCUGCCCUGCCCACCUCUCUAAAGAGACUUUGUCUGAGUGGAUGUGAUGGUAUCAAGUCUUUUCCUGAGGGAAUACAUCAACUCACUAACCUACAAAUAACGGGGUGCCCUGGACUAAAGGAAUGGUGUGAAUUAGAGGAGACAAAGGCCAAGCUGGCUCGCAUAGAAAAGAAGUACAUUAGAUGCUAG
Triticum turgidum subsp. durum (durum wheat) is the source of this 2784-nucleotide messenger RNA. The record is from the annotation of a GenBank genome assembly. NCBI's taxonomy places the organism in Eukaryota, Viridiplantae, Streptophyta, Magnoliopsida, Poales, Poaceae.